Molecule: messenger RNA, 2123 nt
Organism: Haliotis rufescens (red abalone)
Lineage: Eukaryota; Metazoa; Mollusca; Gastropoda; Lepetellida; Haliotidae
Product: snRNA-activating protein complex subunit 3-like
Exons: 9
Coding region: 14-1150 (378 amino acids)
Biological process (GO): snRNA transcription by RNA polymerase II; snRNA transcription by RNA polymerase III
Cellular component (GO): snRNA-activating protein complex
Molecular function (GO): bent DNA binding; RNA polymerase II cis-regulatory region sequence-specific DNA binding; core promoter sequence-specific DNA binding
Source: RefSeq, a predicted model, not a curated record
UUUAGCAUACAAAAUGGCGACCCCCAUGGCUUCAGAAACCGGGGAAAACAGGGUUAACGUUCGACAGUUUCUUGAGCAAUGGGGCGACCAGAUUAAAUAUUCAAAUAUUGCAAAUGAUAGCGAGAUUGAAUCUAUAUCAGCCAUGAUGAACGUUCCGACUGACACUGUCAAAGAAGUAUCUGAAGUGUGCAGCCCUGAAACCCUGAUGAGUAGCAGCGACACCCUUGACAGGAAAGUCAUGUACGAGACUGUUCCAAGUGAUAUCGACCUGACAACCUUAAAGAACCAAGCAGCAGAGCUGGACAAGAGGAUGAAGAACCCGACAUAUCACAAUCAUAUUCUACGGAAGAUGAAGUACAACUAUGUUGACUGGUAUCGAUAUUUCAAGACAGAGGAGAAAUUCAGCUAUCCGGCACCAGAUGGCGUUGACACCAAGGUCAGGGAACCCAACGUUGUGCUGACAGUCCAAGUCCACAAGCCGUAUCGCAAUCAGCCAAGUUCACGGUUGGUCAUGUCGGAGACCUACCUGGUCCUUGGCAGCCACAGACUCAGUGAGCUGCGCGACGUCAUCAGGUGUUCCAACGACUACGCUGUCAGCGGCGAUCACAGUGCACACCCAGACGUCACACAGUUCACAUAUGCAAAGGAUAUUUACAAGUCAGGGUUUUUCUUCAUCGAAGGAACCUUCUACAAUGAUCUGCGCUAUCCUGACAACCGAGACUACAGCCAAAUCAUAACAGAGUGGGUCAGUCAGGAGAAUAGAUGGGACAGGAUUGGUCCUUUUGAGAAAGCCAAGAUGGAGGACACAACUUUCCUUGACCUAGACCUUGUGGUGGGCAAACCCUACUUCUACCAGCAUCAGGGUGACUGUGAACACCUCCUCAUCUUCACCGACAUUCGCAUGCUCCACCCCAUGGAUCCCCAGGACCUGCGGUCGUACCCGUAUCUCUGCCGCGAAAUGAACCACAAACGCAAGAUCUGUAAAUCCUGCAUGAUAAACACUGCCGGGUGGAUCAUCUAUGACUGCCCCCUGCUCCCCAGCAAUCCAGCCUUCAUGUGCCACAGGUGCUUCAAAGCUCUGCUCUAUGAUGAAGACGGCAAUAAGAUCGGCAACUUCGUUGCUUACAAGAGUUCGGAGCACCCCACAUGAACGUGUGUCCUCAUGCUCAUAGGCUGUCUGUGAUAUGACAACAUUGAGAACAGAUCCUGAGUCUCGAUCCUGGCGUGCCAGUAAACAGCAAUAACAUCGGAAUGGAUGCUGAUAUCACCUGAAUAUACGCCCUAUACAGGUCAUGUUCACACCUCAUUACUUGAGCAAACCUCACAAAUAUUUGGUUUGAAUAAUGACAAUUCAGUGAUGAAAAACAUCUAAUUAUCAAUACCUGUCAUAUUCUCACCAUGACAAUGUUGCUGUCAUUAGUGCAAGACAAUAUUCACACAUUCACUCAUGGAUUAACUGGAUGGUCUUAGGUUUUUGAUAUUCUGUUGGAAAAUGUUCUGUUUUGUGACCAGCUGGUUUAAUUUAACAUAAUCUUAAGGCAAUACUAAUUGCUUUCAGUGGGGAAUCUGUUUGGUUCGUUUUCAUAAUGAGAACGUUAUUAAACUAGAUGAUUUUGAAAGACUGUGGUUCAGAAAAAAACACCCAACUUUUCACAUUCGACAGUUUAUCAACAUGAAUAUUCUGUAAACUAAAAUCAAAUGUCCAAGGACUGGUAUUUUGAAGACUAUCACCCUGAGACACAGUCCCCAUGUUUUUGCAAGGUAGGGAGGGCACUUUGGGCUCACCAGUGAAAAACAGUGGGGUCAACAUCAGAUGGAGUGUGGACAAAAGUAGUCUGACAUAGACAUGCGUUAAAAUGUAGAAUUAUACUACAAUUCAGCCAAACUUGUGUAAUAGCAAUAUUGUGCAUGCCAGUCCCAGGAAUUUUUUAUGGAUGUAGAACUGACAUGUCACUUACUAAUGGUAAUGCAAACUCGGCUUAAUGAAAACUGAUGUUUAUUAUCUCUGAUCAACUUCCUUCCCGGGCAGGCCAUUAUCAUGACAAUGAUGACACAUUUAGUGAAUCCUCCUUGGGCAUUACUGUGAACUCCACUGUGACAUUGUAAAUAAAACUGGAACUAUA